Messenger RNA from Dentiscutata erythropus, 735 nucleotides. The record is from the annotation of a GenBank genome assembly. Lineage: Eukaryota; Fungi; Glomeromycota; Glomeromycetes; Diversisporales; Gigasporaceae.
AUGCCAUAUGUCGAAGAAGAACAACCUAACUUGAGUAAUUUAUUAUGGGUCCAGGAAGAAGACAAUCAAUUUGUACCAAUGACUCAUAGUCGUGUUCCUCUUGAUUUAGUUACUUUUAAACCAAUUGAACAAAACUCUCAACAAAUUCAAAGAAAUACUAAUGAACAACUAAUACAAACGACGACUCAACUAACGAAUACCGAAAUCAAGCAAGAGGAGGAUGCUAAAAUAAAAUUAGAAGAAGAGGAGAUAAAUGAUGCUCCAAAUAAUGCCUCCGAAGUAAAACAAGAGCUACAACAUAUGCGUCCUCAAAUGUGGCGUCAAUCGAGCGAAUCACGACAACAUUUAUCAUCUCAACAGUCUGAUCGCCCGCGCGGUGCAAAACGUAAACCAUCUUAUCAAAGACGCGAUAGCUGGUGGUCAGAUAAUCGUGAUCGUGAUCAAGACAGAGAUGGAAUGAGAGGUGAUCCGAGAAAUGAACGUGGUGAUCGUGGUCGAAAUCAGGAUAACAGACGUGGGCGUCAACCACUACGUAACAGAGGUCGUGAUUGGGACCGAGGUAGGGAUAGAGAUCAUCGUGAACGUGAUCGAGAGUGGGAAUACAAUAGGCCACAUACUGAUCUUGACCGGCCGGAAGAGGGUGAAUUGGUGGACAUUGACUUUGCAUCCUUUGCUGCUGGCAUGAAUCGAGGAGAUAAUAAUCAUUCUGCUCGAAAACAACAGAGGCUUGAUUGA